AUCCUCAGAACUACCUCUUUUCCUACCAAACAAAAAUACACCGCCUCUCCUUCAUUUUCCUUUGCUCUCUCUCUUUCUCUCUCUAACUCACCUCUUGUUACUUCAUCAAGUCUUGUGCUAGAAGGCUCAAAUCUCCAUCGCUAGCAGGAUACAAAACCUCCACAAUUAGCCAAUUAACGUUUUUUAAAACACUAACAUAUAUACACUACCAGCGGUAAUGGGGAACACUGAUCUUGUGUUCACUGGGACGGUGACUGGGGUGGAGUGCACACGCCGCGUCCCAAUCCCGCCGUCGCGGCCUUUCCUCGAGACCUUCCGUGCCAACCUCAAGGAGACCUUCUUCCCUGAUGACCCUCUUCGGCAAUUCAAGCAUGAGAAGUGCUCUCGUAGGCUUAUCCUGGGCCUCCAGUACUUCCUUCCCAUCCUUCAAUGGGCUCCCACUUACUCCUUCAACUUCUUCAAAUCAGACCUCAUUGCAGGGAUCACCAUCGCUAGCCUUGCCAUACCCCAAGGCAUUAGCUAUGCAAAGCUUGCAAAUCUACCACCCAUUCUAGGCUUAUAUUCGAGUUUUGUGCCGCCGCUGGUGUAUGCGAUGAUGGGGAGCUCGCGGGAUCUGGCAGUGGGGACUGUGGCAGUGGCAUCGCUGCUGAUAGCGUCCAUGCUGGGGAAGGAGGUCUCGGCAUCGAAGAACCCGGGGCUGUACCUUCACUUGGCGUUCACCGCAACAUUCUUUGCGGGAUUCUUUCAGGCAGCCUUGGGAUUAUUGAGGCUUGGUUUCAUAGUGGACUUCCUCUCACAUGCAACCAUAGUGGGUUUCAUGGGGGGGGCAGCUACUGUGGUGUGCCUCCAGCAGCUAAAGGGGAUGCUGGGCCUUGAACAUUUCACCACAGCCACUGACCUUGUCUCUGUCAUGGAAUCAGUCUUCUCUCAAACCCACCAGUGGAGGUGGGAAAGUGUAGUUCUGGGUUGCAGCUUCCUCUUCUUCCUUCUCCUCACAAGAUUCUUGAGCAAGAGAAAGCCCAAGUUCUUCUGGGUUUCUGCUGCAGCCCCAUUGACGUCAGUGAUACUGGGAAGCCUUCUGGUGUACCUUACUCAUGCUGAAAACCAUGGCGUCCAAGUGAUCGGAUACUUGAAAAGGGGCCUAAAUCCACCAUCUGCAACCACUUUGAACUUUUCAUCGCCGUACAUGAUGGUAGCACUGAAGACCGGCAUAGUCACCGGGAUCAUUGCCCUUGCUGAAGGGAUUGCUGUUGGGAGGAGCUUUGCCAUGUUCAAGAACUACCACAUCGACGGCAACAAAGAGAUGAUUGCUAUUGGGAUGAUGAACAUCGCUGGAUCACUAACAUCAUGCUACCUGACCACAGGGCCAUUUUCACGAUCGGCUGUUAACUAUAAUGCCGGGUGCAAGACAGCUAUGUCAAAUGUAGUAAUGGCAACUGCUGUGAUGUUCACUCUGCUUUUCCUAACACCAUUGUUCCACUACACCCCUUUGGUGGUCCUCUCUUCCAUCAUCAUUGCAGCAAUGCUUGGCCUUAUCGACUAUGAGGCAGCGAUCCACCUCUGGCAGGUCGAUAAGGUUGAUUUCUUUGUAUGCUUAGGUGCAUACUUGGGGGUCGUGUUCGGCAGUGUCGAGAUUGGAUUAGUCAUCGCACUUGUGUUGGCAAACCCUGGAAGUGAGAUAAUGAAGAAGCUAGAUAAAUCAAAGGUCCUCGAAACCAUUGGCCAAGAAUGGAUUUUUCUGACGGUAGGAGAAGCGGUCGCUGCAUGUAACUUCAUUCUGCACACAUGCAAGCCCGGGGCUGUCACCGAUAGCGCCGGAGUUGAUGACAACAUUGUCUAAGAGAUCGACCAGUUGAAGUCCAAAUGGUAACCAAAUCAUAGGAGAUGGAAACCGAGACACAAUUGUUCUUUUCGAGUUGUGGCCAAAUGAUCUGAGCUGAAGCCUUCUAGUUUAGUGGAGGGUGGCCUUUCUUCUAAUCUCCUUGAGUGAAAAGAAAUAAAUUUUAAAUGGAAAUAUGAUAGAGAAGUUAACACCCUAUUACUUUACUUUCUCGGUUGGAAAAGAAUUAAUACAACUCUUGUGAUUCCCCCGCUGCUUACAAA
Elaeis guineensis (African oil palm) is the source of this 2103-nucleotide messenger RNA. The record is from RefSeq and is a predicted model, not a curated record. Lineage: Eukaryota; Viridiplantae; Streptophyta; Magnoliopsida; Arecales; Arecaceae.